Helianthus annuus (common sunflower) is the source of this 1024-nucleotide messenger RNA. Its product is annotated as 40S ribosomal protein S2-4. Gene Ontology annotation, biological process: translation. Gene Ontology annotation, molecular function: RNA binding; structural constituent of ribosome. The transcript is spliced from 2 exons. Gene Ontology annotation, cellular component: cytosolic small ribosomal subunit; ribosome. The record is from RefSeq and is a predicted model, not a curated record. NCBI's taxonomy places the organism in Eukaryota, Viridiplantae, Streptophyta, Magnoliopsida, Asterales, Asteraceae. Bases 62 to 880 code for a protein of 272 amino acids.
UAGGGUUUCGUAACUGCAGUUCAAUUCACACACACUAACCCUAGCCUUAACAACAGCAGCCAUGGCAGAAAGAGGAGGAGAACGCGGCGGAUUCAGCAGAGGAUUCGGCGGCAGAGGAGGCCGUGGUGGCGACCGCGGCAGAGGCCGCCGUCGCGGGCGCCGUGACACCGAAGAAGAAAAAUGGGUACCAGUUACCAAACUGGGUCGAUUGGUUAAGGAUGGAAGGAUCACAAAACUUGAAGAGGUCUACCUCCAUUCUCUCCCAAUCAAAGAGUACCAAAUCAUCGACCAAAUCCUCCCAGGCCUCAAAGACGAGGUCAUGAAAAUCAUGCCGGUUCAGAAACAAACCCGGGCCGGUCAACGAACCCGGUUCAAGGCGUUUGUGGUGGUGGGUGAUGGUAACGGGCACGUGGGUCUGGGGGUGAAGUGUUCGAAGGAGGUUGCGACUGCGAUUAGGGGUGCGAUUAUUCUGGCGAAGUUGUCGGUGAUUCCAGUGAGGAGAGGGUAUUGGGGGAAUAAAAUUGGGAAGGUCCAUACGGUGCCGACUAAGGUGACGGGAAAGUGUGGGUCGGUUACGGUUAGGUUGGUUCCGGCGCCUCGUGGGGCCGGGAUUGUGGCUGCCAGAGUGCCGAAGAAGGUGUUGCAGUUUGCUGGGAUUGAUGAUGUCUUUACAUCGUCCAGGGGGUCUACUAAGACUCUUGGGAACUUUGUCAAGGCGACUUUUGACUGUCUGCUCAAGACUUAUGGUUUUCUGACUCCUGAUUUCUGGAAAGAGACAAGGUUCUCAAGAUCCCCUUUCCAAGAGUACACUGAUUUGCUGGCAAAACCAACUACAAAGGCAAUAACCUAUGUUGAAGAUGUUGCUGAUAUUCCUGCUUGAGAAUUUUCUAGAAUUUUGGUUGGUGAGUAUGUUUUGAUUUUAGCAUAUGUUUUGUUACAGGAUACUGGCUUAUUUUUUGUUAUUAUUUUCUAUGAGCAUUACUUUAUUUGGAUUUUGCAAUGCCAAGUUUAUUAGAUUUUAUCU